Messenger RNA from Pomacea canaliculata, 5773 nucleotides. Its product is annotated as rab-like protein 6. The record is from RefSeq and is a predicted model, not a curated record. Gene Ontology annotation, molecular function: GTP binding; GTPase activity. Gene Ontology annotation, cellular component: cytosol; nucleus. NCBI's taxonomy places the organism in Eukaryota, Metazoa, Mollusca, Gastropoda, Architaenioglossa, Ampullariidae.
AUCCUGUACUAAUCGGAGUUGAUUUCAUUCAUUAACUCUUCCAGCUGUCAACUUCUGAUCUAUCGCUUUACCUGUGUCAAAUGUGUUCAUGUCGUCAGUGUGUGUGUGAGUAUGUUCGAUGAGGGAGAGCACUUUUGUUUUACAUCCUCAUACCAUUUUUUUCUUCCAUAUUCAUGACGUGGUAAUGUGACGGGCAGAGCCUGGUUAUCUGUAGGGAUUCAGAGCUAUACAAGUAUCCUAAUUAUUAUUAUUGAUGUCCCUUCCCUACUUUGACCAGUCAACAGCUCGGGGACACGACGUUGUAAGUGUAGAGGUGGGGGGAGUCCCGGUGGUGCUAACCGCCGAGAGACUUGUUCAGUCGCUUCCUUCCUACUCCCCCCCCACACACACACUCCGUCUCUUUUUCUCUUCGUUGCUGUAAGCUAUUCUUCCCCCUUCCCACAUCGUCUAAAUUUGCUCUGCGUCAUAUAUCUAUAUAUAUUGAAAUGCCUUAAAUGCCUAUAUGCUUAAUAAAAUCAACUCCAAGCAGUAUACAUCCAGAUAGUGUUAAAAUAGAGUGUGCGAUGUGUUCUUGAUACAUGAAACAUAUGCAAGUCUAUAUUUUUAAAAAUCAUUUAUUCAUCCCUUGACUGACACUGGCUGACUGGUGCUGAUCAACCAGAGUGGGGGAGUGAACGUGGACAGACACAGUGGCUGUUGUGAGCGGAGGGCAAGAGUAUACCUUUCUGGAUCCAGCAAUACCUACCAGAUAGCAGUUUCAAAGAUUGGGGUCUUGAUGAGAUGGUCAUCACAGACAAAGAAUAAAGAUAAUAAACCUUAUUUGUCAUGCUAUUGUUGUGUUGCAUUAUUUGCAGAUGUUUGAUUUUGAUUUGUUAAAACCACUGUUACUGAUACCAGAUUCUGGCUUUCAAACAGCAUGAUUGUCUUGCAUCAAAGUAAUAAUAAUAACAGUUGACAUAAGCAGCACCUUAUCCUUCCUUUUGGACAAGUUCAAGGUGCUUCAUAGAUGAAAACGGUGUGACGUGAAAAUAAUGUGAUGUCAGAACAAAAUGACUUUACUCCACACCAAAGGUCAACAUCUACAUGCAAUCUCCAGGCCAAAAUAUCAAACAUGUCAUACAAGUUGGAAUACAUUCCAUAGCAAAUACUUUUAGGUCUAUUUUUUCAAUAUAUUAAAAUGUUGUAUUAACACGAGACCAUGGCCUUGACAUAAUAACAGAAUUUGUCAAUGCAUUUCCCCAAAAUAAUCAUAUUAAAUUUAAAAUGAAUAAGACUAUUCAUGGAUUGAAUAUUUAUUGCUGAUUUUGCCAUUUUGUCUAAAAAGAUAAGAGAAUUUAUUUCCCAGUACAAAGAUUUUGUUCUGGUGUGACAAAAGCACACAUUAUUUUAAAUAGUAAAUUUAGUACUCUUCUCACCACACACGUACAGACUCAGUCAAUGACAGUCAUGUUAACCAGGCAAUAGAAUUGAUGCAAGAUCCCUAUUUCUAAAACAAGAAAAUCUUUGAUGAACUAGUAUCACUCUGGCUAACUAGUCAGGGCGACCCUGAUUUAAAGCUAUAGCAGCAGGAAGAAUUGAACUGAGAGCGGGCGUGCCAACAUAUAAUUUAGGGGGAAAUUGUAAAUUUGUCUUGAUUGAUAUGAAGUAUAAGACAAGUAAAAGGAAAUGUUAGUGUUAUCAGGAAUAGUCAGAUUUCCGUCUUGUAGGGUCGUUAUGCUUUUGCUUCGACUGCGUUUGUAUGCUCGCUCCAUUGACGAUCGUCCUUGCAUAAUUUGUGUUUACAAAAGGACAAUACAUAUAAUCGGUGAAAAUACAAUUUAAGACUGACUUAAGAUAUAAUUAGUAAGGGUACUUGUCGACUAGGGAAACAAAACAGUGGACAUCGAACACGGUGUAGAAAGUAUAUCAAAAUAGCACACUAUAAUCACGUUGAUCUAAACGAUGCACCUGUGUAAUAGAACAGGGGAGAUAACAGAAAUUCCGAUUGAGCUUCUAUUGUGGUAAUGGCAUGUUUAUGGAUUAAGCAGAUGGAUGCAUGUCAGGGAAUCCAUGUAAACACUUAUAUACCCAAAUUCCUUUCAAUAUAACCUUCUGUAUGUUAAAUUCUCACUUAUAUUUGCACCGACAAAACUCAGUUCCCGAAUGGUUCUGUUGUGCCGGAAGUCUGAGUAAAAGUUGCGCUGACUUAAGCCUAAUUGUACUCCAAGGCCUUUUUUAUACGACUCGUGAUCAAUGAAAUCGUGUUUACGUUCUAACUUUGAUCGCAGUGUGCAUACAGCAAAGUGCGAUUUACUUUAGAGUCAAGCUUGGCACUGCCAGACCAGUAUGUCGUUGUUUAAAAGAUUUCUGCGUGGGUCGCAGGAAUCAGGAGACUCUAAAAAUGCAACCCCUCCCCCGGGGAUGCAGACGAUGGGAGCAAGCUUGCAGAGAAAAUUUGCAAAAGGCGUACAUUAUAACAUGAAAAUUGUCAUCCGGGGAGAUAACAAUGUUGGCAAAAGCUGCUUAUUUCUGCGGCUGCAAGGACAAACAUUUAAAGAAGAAUAUAUCCCCACAGAGGAAAUACAGGUUGCAAGCAUACAGUGGAACUACAGAGCUACCGAUGAUGUAGUUAAAGUUGAGGUGUGGGAUGUUGUGGACAAAGGCAAGAAACGAAAGAAGUUGGAAGGCCUCAAACUGGAUAAUGAUGUUGCACCACCAAUAGAAGAGCCAUGUCUGGAUGCAGAAUUUCUUGAUGUCUACAAAGGCACUAAUGGAGUCAUAUUUGUCUUUGACAUCACCAAACAUUGGACAUUCAAUUAUGUGGAACGAGAACUUGUGAAAGUUCCAAAACACAUUCCAAUUCUGCUCUUGGGCAACCACCGUGAUAUGGGUCAUCAUCGAACUGUUAGUGAAGAGCGAGCCAGAUCAUUGGCUUCCAUACUACAAGAUGAAAGACCAGAAGGAGCUGGCCAAGUCCGCUAUGCUGAAUCUUCCAUGUGUAAUGGCUUUGGUCUCAAAUAUCUACACAUGUUUUUUAACCUACCUUUUCUGCAGCUGCAGAGAGAGACACUUUUGAAACAGCUUGAGAUCAACAACCAGGACAUGAAGUCCACCAUUGAGGAACUGACCAUCCAUGAGGAGUCUGAAGAACAAAACUAUGAUGUGUUCCAAGACUCUCUGACCACAAAACGGCGACAGCUGCAAGAAAAGUUGGCUGAGAAAGUGGUGAGUGGUGCCAAGUACCACCAAGACCAGCAAGGAAAUAUCAUUGCCAAUGAUGAAAGUAGCAUUUUGCCAACACCCACAACAGCUGGUGCCUCUUCAUCUGUGCCACGCUCAGUAUCCCAGCCAGCAAUUAGCCAGACUCGAGUUUCCUCCACCUCUUCACCAGACACUCCCAACAGCUUGCCAACAGUCAACGUACCUGUGCGCACCAGUCAAUCAGAAAAUUCUACACCUGCUGUGACCCCACAAACUGAAACAAAGACUGGAAUAUUCUCACGCAUCUUCAAGAGCAAACAGCAAGAAAACUCUGGCAAAGUUAAAACUGAUGUGACUGAAGUAAAGACAGAAGAGGGGGCAAUGGUACGCAGUGUUGAUGACUUUGUGCCGGAUGUCAAUGGACUGGAUAGCAGCUUUCUGGAUGAUACAAAAGAAGUUGGAGUCAAAGACAGCAGCAAAGAUGAGGAGGAUGAAAGUGAUGAGGAUGCUGGAUUUAAUCCAAUGGUUGCCAACUUUAAAGAUGAUCUUGAUUCGGAUGAUGAUCUCACAACACCUGUGACAAGCAAAUCCACAAGUUUUUCUGCAGCCAAAUCUGCUACCACUCCUGAAAUUGACAUCUCCAGUGAUGAUGAAGGCCCUUCUUCUGCAGAUGUUCCUGUGGUAGCCCAAGAUGCUGAUUUGUCAAGCGAAGGAGACAUGAGAUCAAACAAGGCUGUGAAUACAGCAGCAGUUGAUGUAACAGACUCUGAUGAAAACAUUAAACAAGAACGACCUGUACAGAAACAUAAGCAAAAAGCUAAGAGCAUUACAAAGUCAGAAGGCAAAGAGGUGAAAAAAAUUGUUACUGAGACAAGCAAAAAACGGCCUGUUAUUGACAGUCGCAUUGAAAGAAGCAGUGCAGGAGAAGACAAUUCAGAUACAGAGGUGAUACCAACCUCAGUGCAAGCAAAACCUGUUGAGAAGUUUCACCUGGAGAUUCCCCAGGAGGAUUUAGGCAACUGGUUGGACCAGUUUGAAGAGAAGUCUGCGAAGCCAGCAAAGAACAAGGUUCCUAUACGGGAGACCACUGCACUGGAGAGUGAAAGUGAUGAUGAAGCAAGCGUUAGAGUCAAACCUGUUUCUUCAGAUGUUGAGGAGGCAAGUGUGAAGUCAUCUAUUAAAAAGAAGAAGAAGAAGACUGAUGACAAGUCAGAAGACAAGGUGAGCAAAAAACAUAAGAAGAAGAAAGAUAAGGAUAAAGGAAAAGAGUCAGAGGGAGAAAAAAAAAAAAAGAAGAAGAAAAAGAAGAAGAAGGAGGAGUCAGAGAAGCCAGAUGGUGAUUUGGGUGAAGAGGAUGACAUGGAAGACCUGGAGGCUUUCCUGGGCAGCUCCAAUGGGGGAAGAGAAGGAGAUUAUGAGACACUAUAGUGAGGCCACUGAAAAACGCAUGCAGUCUGUAUCUUGUGGAUAACACCUUUGCAUGUGCUUAAAGGGUAGAAACCAAUUUCAUGUUUGGCAUCAAAUACAUUCCCUUACAGUUUUGGUUACUCUGUUUGAGAGGUUUGAAAUAUGAACACUAUGUUGUCAUGGUGACCUCUUCUGACCACUAGGCUGACAGAUUCAUUCUCAUUUUUAUAAUUUAAACAACAUUCUCAAGAACUCCUUGGAGACUUGUCAAAAGCGGCUGCAUUACUGGAUUUGCCUUGUAUCUGAAGCAUUUUUUUACAAGGCAUGCCAGAUCUCAGAUGUUCUUGUGUCAAACAUCGACAUUAGUACCAUAUACAAAUGAGGCAGGUCUAAAGUGAAGUAAAGAGCAAAUGGUUGAGGAUAAAGCAUUCACAGAUCACUAACUAGCUGGCUGCAAAAUGAUACAAACACAUUACUCAACAUUAGUAUGGACAGGCGAUAUAUUUACAAAAAUGAAACAAGUCAUUUAUGUGGAUCACACAAACAGGCAGGUGCAUAACCAGGUGUUAUUUUCUUAAAUAGUGUGGUGCCUAGUUUCUGGCAUGGACACUGUUGGCCUUGCCAUAAAUCUUUCAUGUUGUUCUGCUGAAUGUCGUCAUCACAAUCAACUGCUGCAAUGUUUAGUGUGCCAUCAGUAACCACAUCGACUACAGUAUUGUGCAGUAUGUCACCACUGCACAAUUAUAUCUGCUGCAGUAUUCCUCAUACUUUACCAGAUGAUAUGAUUACAUGGAGAGCAACAAAAAUGUAGGGGGUGGUUGGGCAUGGUAACAACAUGAAGAAUUUUAACAUACCUCAAUUCCCAUCCCAUCCCCCAAGCUGGGUAAUGGCUAGACGAGCUAUGCUGCAGGCAGUAUGCUGCCCUGCAGACAACUGUGUCCAGAGAAGCAGAAUAGUGUACCAGGUCUCAAGUAAAACCUAGCAAGCAUGGAAACCAAAUGCCAGACCCAACGAGGACAACCUACUCUGAGCCAAGAUACAUGAGCAGUGUUACUGAGCUGACUUCCCUAACUGCAUACAGAAAGGGCCUGUAGACAAGGCAUGAAUAUCCAAGACUUGAGCUCUGCUAUCAAAAAACAGGUCCUCCAUAUGGUCAUGUCAUCUACAGUCAAAUCUCCCAACUAUG